AUGGUUCGUUAGAACAAUUAAAAUAUACUUGAAUUUUAUUAAUUAGGAAAAGUUUUAGGAGAAGGAGGUUUUGGAAUUGUAUGUUUAGUAACACAUAAAACAACAGGUAUUAUAAGAGCAAUGAAAAUGAUAAAAAAAGAAAAAUUAAAUAAAAUAUAAGAAGAUUAAUUAUUUGAAGAAUUAAAUAUUGUUAAAUAAAUAGAUAAUCCAUAUAUAAUUAAAAUUUUCGAACAUUUUGAAGAUGAUAAAAAUCAUUAUUUAAUUACUGAAUAUUGUACAGGUGGAGAACUUUUUGAAAGAAUUAAAGACGUUAGUCCAUUUACAGAAAAAGUAGCUGCAAAUUAUAUGAAAUAGAUAUUAUCAGCAAUAUCUUAUUGUCAUUUCCAUAAAAUAGUCCAUAGAGAUUUAAAACCUGAGAAUAUUCUUUUUGAUAAAAAAUAGUCAAACAGUAAUUUAAAAGUUAUUGAUUUUGGUGCUUCUACUAAAUUUAAUCCUGAUUAAAAGCUUACUAAAAGAAUUGGCACGCCUUUUUAUGUUGCACCUGAAAUUUUAACGAAAACUCCUUAUGAUGAAAAAUGUGAUGUUUGGUCUUUAGGAGUUAUUUUAUACAUAAUGCUUUGUGGUUAUCCCCCUUUUUUUGGUUAUAGUGAUUAAGAAAUAUAUGAAAAAGUUAAAAAAGGAAAAUAUGAAUUUUAUUCUGAAGAUUGGAAUUUUAUUUCAAAAGAAGCUAAAGAUUUAAUAUCUAAAAUGUUGCAAUAUAAUCCUAUUAAUAGAAUUUCAGCAGCAGAAGCAUAUGCUCAUCCUUGGAUUUCUUAAAAUAGAAAUGUCGAAUAAUUGGAUGAUAAAAUAAUGAAAAAAUUGUGUUAAUUUUAAGCCAAAAGCAAAUUAAGAGCCGCUAUAUUAUAACUGAUGGCAAAUUAAGUGAUUAAUACUUAAGAAAAAGAAUAAAUGGUUUAAUAUUUCGAUAGUUUAGAUACAAAUGGAGAUGGUAUGUUAUCUAGAGAAGAAUUAAUUUAAGGAUAUACAAAUUUUUUAAACGGUGAUUUUAUUAAAGCUUAAUAAAUUGUGGAAGAUUCUUUUAAAGAUUUAGAUCUAGAUGGAUCUGGAAAAGUUGAAUUUACAGAAUUCUUAGUAGCGUCUUUAUAAAAAGAAAAAUUAUAAUCUAAAGAUAGAAUUGAAUAAGCCUUUAAAUUAAUAGAUUAAGAUAAUAAUGGAUAAAUAACUAAAAAAGAGUUAGAAGAUAUUAUGGGUGGAAUAGUUUUAAAAGAAUAAGUUUGGAAUAAUUUAUUAAAAGAUUGUGAUUAAAAUAACGAUGGAAUGGUUUUUUUUUUUUUUUUUGAUAUUAAAAAUAAUUUUAAAAGAUUUCACUUUCAGAAUUUGCUGAUUUAUUAGUAAAUUUUGCAAAUAAAAAAUAAAUUAUUUGAAUAAAUUUAUAUAUGUAAAAUAAAUGUUUGUAAAAAAUUAAUGUGCUAAUACAUUUUUAUUUAUUUUAAAUAAAAUAAAAAAUAUUAAUUCAAUUAAAUAUUUUCUAUUUUUAUUUUUAUUUUUAUAAAUAAUAUAAGUAAUUUUAGUCAUUUCAUAAAAUAAAUAAAAACUUUUGAUGAAAGAAAAUAUAUUUUAUUAACCAAAUUUAGGACGUAUUUUUUAAAAAAAAUCUAAAAUUUUUAUAAAACUAAUAAAAAUAAGAAUAAUUUAAUUAGUUACAUGCAGACUAACAAAACAAAAAUAAAUAAAGCUUGCCACUAAUAUGAUUUCUUGAGAAUACCUCCGAAUUGGGAGUUAGCAAAAAUACAUGCUUAAUCAAGGGAAACGAAACCAGAAUUGAAAUCAGAUUUAAUAUAAGACAUAUGUUAAUGUUGUGGAUAUGAAAUAUAAAGGUAAGCGAUUGGUUUAAAUGUAGAUUUAAUAGAAUUAGGUUUUUUAGGUUCUGGAUUUCCUCUUUUCUAUAAUUAUUUAAAGAAUUGUAUAGCAAUGUUAACAGUUUUAUUUUUAAUCUAAGGAAUUCCCAGUAUAAUAUAAAAUGUUAAAGGAAAUUUUUGCCGUUACACAUCUUUAGAAGCUUUCGAACACGCCCAUCACCAAAAAAAGCACCCCAAAGAGAACUACAAAGAGCUUUGCGUAUUUAAUAGUAUAGUAAAAUAUUCGAUAGCAAACAUAAUAGAUGAGCCAAAUAAUUCUUCUUUUGCUGUUUGGUCUCUAAUUGCUAUGAUUUGUUAAAUCCUAAUGACUAUUUAUUUCAGAAAGUAGCAAAAAGAUAUGGACUGUAUUGUUGAUGAAAAUAAUAUCACACCUGCUGAUUAUAGUGUAUUAGUAUAGAAUAUCCCAAAGGAUAUGCCUAAUAUUAAAGAUACUUUAAAAAGACUUUUUACUUAUUAAUCUAACCCAAAAUAAGAUAUUAGAGUCUCAAAAAUAGUACUCAUUUAUGACAUAAAAGAAAUUAUUGAAAUCGAAGAAGAAAUAGACGAAAUAGUUAAAAAUAAAUAAAAAAUUCUUAGUUAAAAAUUUGACUUAACUAAUCCUGAAGUACUAGAACUAGACCAUAAAAUACAUGAAUUACAUAAUUAAUUACAUAAAAUGGAACGUGAAGUUGAACAUAAUGCUAGUAAAUUUACUGGACAAGCAAUAAUUAGUUUUGAAACUGAACAAGAAAAAAACUUAGUUUUAGAAAAUAAUAGCAUUAAUUUUUUUAAAAGAUUCAUCAAUUAUUUUAAAAAUGGAUAAUCAGUAAAAUAUAAUACUGCUUUAUAUUUGAAAGAUCGUCAUUUAUAUAUAUAAUAAGCACCUGAACCUGCAGAAAUAGAUUGGGAAUUUGCCCAUUGUUCUACCAAAGAGAAAAUAAUUGCAAGAAUAGGUACUAAUCUUUUAACCAUUUUACUCGUUUGCGUUUGUUUUGCUGUUAUAGCUUUACUCUCUUAUCUCUAAUCAAAACUUAUUGAUGAGGCGUAUGAAUAAUUAUUUGAAGAAUAGCUUAAACAUUAAGAGAAAAAUAAAAAGGAUGAAGUUAACUCAAGUCGUUUAUAUUUUAUUUAUCCUAUUUCUUUCUUAAUAUCGUUUUUAAUUGUUAUUUUUAAUAAAUUUUGUUUACCCUUCACUAUACAUUAGAUUGUCGAUCAUGAAAAAUGGCUCACAAAAACUAACUUAAAUAUUUCUUUUGCAAGAAAACUAACUCUUGCAUUGUUUACUAAUACUGCGCUUAUUACCUUUUUUGUUGAAAUUAUCUUUUUCAGAAAUUAUUAUGGAAUUGGAGGAGGAAUGAUAUAUGGAGAAUAUUUAGUAUUUAUUAAUAAUGCUAUUAUACCAGCUCUUGCUUGGAUUAUAGACCCUUGGAGUAUUUGGAAAAAUUUCAAAAGAAAUAAAGAAUUGAAAAAAGGAAAUUAAUCAACUUUAACUUAAAAAUAAGCUAAUAUAUUAAUGGAGCAUCCUGAUUAUGCUAUGGGUAAAAGAUAUGCUGAUAUAAUGAAAACUAUGUGGUUUACAUUUUUCUAUAGCCCUGUUAUUCCUAUGGCUACUGUUUGGUCAAUUUUAGGAGUUAUUCUUUAUUAUAUUACUGAUAAAUAUAAUCUUAUAUACAGAAGAACUGUAAAGGAAAGUAUUGGAAAAGGUCUUACUAUUGAAAUGAUAGAAAUGGUUGAAUAUUGUGUUGUUCUUCAUUGUUUCGGAAACUUCUUCUUUAAAUAUUAACUAUUUGGUACUUAUGAACUCUCAAAUUUAAUUUUAUGUUGUGCCACUUUAUUAAUAAGCAUUUUGCCAAUGCAAGAAUUAAAUGAUUGGCUAUUCCCUUCAAAUUCUCAAUCAGAAUAGAAAAAUUAUAGAGAAGUUGAAAUAUACUUCGAUUCUGAUUAUGAUAGAGAAAAUCCUGUUACACGUAAUUAUGCCUUAAAAAGUUUAAUGAUGACAAGAAGCAGAAUUUUAAAAGAAGCAAGCGAAGCUUCAAAAAUAAGAGAAAAAGAUAAUUUUAUAUUACUUUUUGAUGAAUCAGAUAUAUACAAAUGGAGAGCAUUUGUAUUUGGUCCAGAAGAUUCUGCAUACUCAGAAGGAAUAUUUGAAAUAAAAAUAAAUUUGAACUAAAAUUAUCCUAUAUAGGCGCCACAAAUGAUUUUCAAAACACGCAUUUUUCAUCCAAAUAUUCAUUGGGAAACAGGUGAAAUAUGUCUUGAUAUUAUCAAAGAUUAAUGGACUCCAAGUUGGACUUUAGAAUCUCUAUGUAGGGCAAUAUAAUAACUAAUGAGUAAUCCAAAUGCGAAUUCACCUUUAAACUGUGAUGCAGGAAAUUUAGUUAGAAGUGGGGAUAUGACUGGCUACAUAAGUUUGGCAAGAAUGUUAACUGAUGAAUAUGCUAUUAGUAAGGAGGAAUUCAAAAAAAUGAUAUAAAUAUAAGAUUAAUUUAAAAAUUAUUAAGUUUCAAAAUAUUAAACAAUCAUCUUUUUUUUCUUUUAUUUUUUGUGCUCUUUAGUUUAUUUUAUUAAAUGA
This is a messenger RNA of Ichthyophthirius multifiliis, 4470 nucleotides long. RefSeq names its product protein kinase domain protein. The transcript is spliced from 21 exons. Gene Ontology annotation, molecular function: calcium/calmodulin-dependent protein kinase activity; ATP binding; calmodulin binding. Lineage: Eukaryota; Ciliophora; Oligohymenophorea; Hymenostomatida. Gene Ontology annotation, biological process: intracellular signal transduction; peptidyl-serine phosphorylation; protein autophosphorylation. The record is from RefSeq and is a predicted model, not a curated record. Gene Ontology annotation, cellular component: cytoplasm; nucleus.